This is a messenger RNA of Tremella mesenterica DSM 1558, 660 nucleotides long. RefSeq lists its product as uncharacterized. Bases 1 to 660 code for a protein of 219 amino acids. The transcript has a single exon. NCBI's taxonomy places the organism in Eukaryota, Fungi, Basidiomycota, Tremellomycetes, Tremellales, Tremellaceae. The record is from RefSeq and is a predicted model, not a curated record.
AUGAUCGACAAACCAACCAAAAAACAAGAUGAAAGACGUCAAGCAGCACUUGACAUUCUGCGUCUCCUCGAAAAGUUUGUCUGCACCCCUGUCAAACGGCAAUAUUCAUAUGUGGACAAAGAGACAGUCGAUUAUUCCUUCUUUCUAAAUCAUCAAGGACGUGAUAUGACCGCUGCUGAAGGAACAAUUUAUAGAGGAGAGGAGACAGAAAAAAUUGGUUACAGUAAAAAGGGAAAUGGGAGUGGAAUGAGAUUUGGUGGUAUGGCAAUGGCGGUGGCAAUUGGGUAUGGUGAGGCUCGUCUCCCUCACCUUGACCAGAAUGAUGUGGACUCUAUUCCCACCUUCUUCACUCAACUAUCCGGUGAUCCAGGCUUCACUCGAUUCCCUCAACUCCAUGUUGAUGCUUGUCUUGGUGUUGGUGAUGUUCUCAUAGCCCCCACCUCUAAUCUCAUUCAUCACGCUGUUGGAGAAGGUCCUGCAAGGAAAGAUAGAAUAAUUGCGAUAUUUUAUACAUGCCGUCAUGUUGAGAGUCUGUUGGGGAAGCAGGAGGGUGGUAAGGUAGUUAGUGGACCAUUGGAGGGUGUAGAUUCAGAUGAUCUCAUCAUCUUUGACGAAGAUGAGAUUAGUGAGGAGACAGGCUACGAGGAAGUAAUUGAAUGA